Messenger RNA from Drosophila subobscura, 2363 nucleotides. RefSeq lists its product as uncharacterized. Lineage: Eukaryota; Metazoa; Arthropoda; Insecta; Diptera; Drosophilidae. The transcript has 3 exons. The coding region runs from base 296 to 1831 and encodes 511 amino acids. The record is from RefSeq and is a predicted model, not a curated record.
AGAACGGCAGCAGCAGCAGCAGCAGCAGGAGGCAUUGUGCAUUUUUUAAUACACACACAGACGCGUAUUUACCGCUUCAAAAGAAAGGGAGCGAUACAGAUACAGAGAUACAGACAGCCAGCCAGCAGUGAGGCAAAGUGAAGUAGUUCAGGCCAAGCCAGUCGUAGGGCCAAGCCAAGUGUAACGAUAGAUAUCCAAUACUUCGACGUAAGCAGAAACAAAAACAAACAAAAAGCCAAACCCAACCCCCAUAUAGCACUUGACAAGUGGACAGAGAGCAGAGCCGAGCAGAGCCAUGUCGUCGUCAACAUCAUCCACGUCCACUUCGAGCGCGAAACUGGAGCACCAGCACCAUUCGAAGCCCAUACUCAGUCCAACACGAUCCCUGGACGAAGGUUUCGAAAGUGAUCCGGAUCGGGUUUCCACCGAUUCAGAGCAUCAGACAAGUGGAACUGCCACUGCCGCCAGCAGCAGCAGCAGCAACAACAACAACAACAACAGUAACCAUAACAAUGCCAGCAAGUUGGCGCAACUUAGUUCGGCGGCCACUGGCGGCGCCUCCUCCACUGGCUCUGGAUCGGAGAAGCCAGCAGUAGCAACGGGCAUCAGCAGUGGAGGAGCCACAAUAUCAGGCGGCAGCAGCAUGGCCAGGGGAGCCCUCUCUUUGGCCGCACCCCAGCUGCAGCGACGCGAGUACUUCAAGGAUCAGCAAAACAGCCAGCAGGUGGGCAUGGCCAAGGCACGACAGAUCAGUGUCCAGCAGCAACACCAGCAACAGCAGCAGCAGCAGACUCUGCCCCACCAGCCACGGCUGCAGUACCAGAAGCAGCGACAGCCCCUCGUACCCAGUGCCGCCUCCAGUGUCCACAAUCAUCGCUUGACCCACGGCGGACCCAUCUCCGGCUCGGGUCAAGUCGGUGUGGGCCAGGGAUCUGCCGGAGCUGUGUCAGUGACCAGCGGAUUUCGGCGCGGACGUCGCCUCCAUUUGGCCGCACAUAAUCCAGCCCGAAACGGAAUGCGCUCCCAUUCGGUGGAUGCCAUUGCCAGACAUCGCCAUGGCUAUGAUCCCAGCAGCCUGAUCCUCAAGCACGAUGGUAAUGGUAAUGUGAGCAGCUGCUCCAGCCCCAAUGGACCGGGACCGACCAGGAUGCUCAACUACAAGACCCCGGCCGGAGGCAGCUCCCCGGGCACAGCGGCCGGACAGGCGCUACUCGUCCAGCCCAUCUCCAGUGCCACAUUAUCACCGUUGGUGGCUGCUGGCGUCGAUGUGGUGGAUGGUGGCGGUUCCUCCCCGGUCAUGGCCUCGGCCACCCACAGCCUGUACACGUUCUACCCGGCGGAGGGCAAUCUCCAGGUGUGGCAAACGGAGUGCGGCGAUCUAACCUACAAGUCAUCCAGGAAUAUGCAUCAGCUCCACAAGGCGCCCGUGUGCUGGACCCAGUCGAUACCACGACAGGCCAGAAGGUACAUAACACCAGCAGCGGCGGCCACGGCAACGGCAACAACAUCAUCCGUCACAUCAUCGACCGGCGGCGGCACCAAUCUGGCAGUCUAUCCCACGGCCACGGCCCAGGUAUAUCGCUCCAACAACGGACUGGACGUCCUGGACUGUGCCGGACUGGAGCACCACGGCAAUGGUGGAACAACAACGUCUGCCAGCUCCAGCACAGGCUUCUCCCAGCGCCUCAGGGAGCUGGCCGCAUCGGCAGGUCUGCUCUCCCUUAAGCCGCGUCAGCCCCUGAAGCCGGUGAUCAAGACGCGCGGCUCCCCGGGACCGGAGUUCCCCAAGAAGGUCACCUUUAGUGCCUUUGCCACAGUGCAAGUGGUGUGAGGGGCGGGGGCCGGGACGGAGGACCGAGGGUCCAGCGUGGCAUCUGUGCAGGCACAGAGCAAGUUCCGUCUUGCACUUGUUAACCAUUAUUUGUUGUUGUUGUUUUAAUCAUUGUUGCUGUUGUUAAAUGUUUAGCCAAAACUAUGGGAACUGGAAGAGGAAAUCGGAACUGGAACUGGAUUUUAGCAAGGAAUACAAAUCCUGAAAGAAGCCUUCAGAACAUAAGAAAAGAAAAAUGUUUGUGCCAUGACUAUGGCUUGAUAAAAAAUUAACUAUAUAGAAGAGAAAUAUGUAUACCCCAUAGCUGGAAUAAUACCUCAAAGACAAACCCCUCAACACUUACACACUCCAUCGCCAUCAUCUCUCUGUCAUCUCUCCUUCAUUGUUCCAUGAACUUUUCAUUUUGGUAGACUGACUUUUCAAAGAACCUUCUCUUACCCUACUCUCUUACAUUAAACAGUAUUUUCCCAUCUUUAAAUCACUUUCCUCACACACACACACACACACACACACAAUAAGGAAAACCAAUUGA